This is a messenger RNA of Pocillopora verrucosa, 2407 nucleotides long. Its product is annotated as cyclic GMP-AMP synthase-like receptor 1. The record is from RefSeq and is a predicted model, not a curated record. Lineage: Eukaryota; Metazoa; Cnidaria; Anthozoa; Scleractinia; Pocilloporidae.
UUUUUUACCGUCACCUUAUUUGCCGAGAUUAUCUGGAUGGCCGAGCAAAGGAAUGCAUUUUGCAUGGGGCAUCUCACAAAGACGUGCUAGUUAAAAUUCCUGUUUUUAUUUCGAGAGACAUUCAUCUGAGCUGUUCGCUAGAACCGUAAUCAGACCGGAAAUAUCUGAAAUUUGUGUGUUUGGCGUGAUAACAACUUGCGCACCACACGAACUGGCCCAAAUUCACUCACGCUAAACUUUUCGCAAACAACUGCUACGUUUGCUCGCUGAGGCAAACGCGUUGGAAAACAAACAGUUAUACUUGGCGCUGUUGGAUUACCACCGAGCGAAUGUCGAACGCGCGCGAACGAAAGAAUAGGGGUGGCCAGAUUUUCGACGAAAACAGCAACGGAAUCAAAGAUCCGAAGUUCUUGAGUCCGAAUUCCUCGUCGAAAAGUCUCGAUGUGUCCUCUGCUUCGGACAACGAUUCUUGGGCCUCAGAAGAUUCGUACCCAGACGAGCUACCCUCACCGCCAAUCCAAUGGAAAUCGGAAAUUCCUUGGACGCCUGAUCGCCGCAGAAGUUCUAUCAAAAAACCUCAAUUUCAACUCGAUCCAGUCGCGGUUCAGCUGAACGAAUUCUACGAGAAUCGCGUGCGGAUAAGCUUGGAACGCAAGGAAAUCUGUGAAGAAAUCGCCUACAAUGCAGUGCACAAAUGUUUCCGUAAAAUCCAGAUGGUGGAUAACCGAUUUCGCGCUAAUAGCGUCGUUUCGCAGGGAAUUCCGUACGAUGGAUUACAAGCUGAAGAAGCCAUUCAGAUGGACAUGCUUGUACAAUUGUCCCCUGGAAGAAGUUCAGCCAUGUACACCGCUUACGAUGAGCGGACGGGCGGAAUGCGCGUCCAGCCGAGCUCCGAAGAUUACUCCGUCUGGGAGGACUGCAUAACAACCAAUGGCUUUUUGUCGGCUGGAAAGAUCAACUCACUGCUUAGAAAGUACGUCAAGAAAGCUGUGAAGAUUUUAAACUUUCAUAUCAAGGAGGGUCGCGCAGAUAAACUGCCGAAGAAUCUGAGUAGCAUCUCGGUCGAGAAAGGACCGGUCAUUCGAGUGAUUGUGAAUAAAGACAUUUCGGUCGACAUUUUACCAGCGUUUGUGAUUCCCGAUUCUCGUUCAGAUCCGUCUCGCAGAGAUUGUCCAUCUUCAUCGCACGUGGUUUGCAAACCGCACGUUCAAAACGAGAUGAUUUGGCGCCUAUCAUUUUAUGUGGCGGAGAAAAACCGCAUCCGAGCUCUUAGCGAGGGAUGUCGUGUACAGCUGUUACGAAUCUUGACCGAAAUUCGCGACAAUGAGGAUCAACUGAAAAAGCUUUCAUCGUAUCACGUCAAGACACUGCUGUUCCACGAAUCUGACGUUUAUCCGGACUUUCACGAGUGGAGCGCGGAAAAAAUCUCGCGCCGUUUCUUUGGCUUGUUAGAACGACUGAAAAAAGCGCUGAAAGAGGGCAACCUACCACAUUAUUUCAUGCAACCGCCUGAUUUCAAGCAAGUGAAUUUAUUCGCUGAUCUCGACGGGAAAACUUUGUCAGACAUGUUGGACGUUGUAGAAGACAUUAUGGAAAACCCAAUGGGUGUUCUUAGGACUGUGGGUCGAGAGAGAAGACAGACAAUGUGGCCUUGGGAGUUAGGCCUGUUUUUACCCGCGGGACUGACCUCCUAAAGUGGGACAGAAAUCCAUUUUUAAUGACCCUCAUGAUCACAGCUGGCUGGCGAGAAACCAAAUCAUGACACUUAUCCGCCUUAAAUCAAGAGUCAAACCAGCAUGUGUGAACCGGAUCAACUUGAUGGAAGCCACUUCAGCGAGAGUUGGGAACUUGACGAGUUCAAGAAAUCGUCAGAGGAUUAGGAAACAGUCCAGAAAUACUUGACAUUAGUCAAAAUGUUCGCGCUUGGAAGUAUUCAAACUCGUUCACCUAAAGUCAUCAAGUCACGUAGAGCGUAAAAACUAUGCAAUCAAGAAAAGUGUGUCACACAAGAAACGAGCAACAAAGUCGAUUUUCAAAGGUUUUUGUUGUCCUUUUUACGCUUCACGUUUCCAAGUUACCGCGAUUUCGAUCGAGUAUUGCAUUUCAGGAACGUUAGCCAAGAGUCUUUCGCCUGUUUGCCAAAAGCAUUUUUGUGGGGUUAAUUUUUCUUGAAAACAGAUUGUAAAGUGUAGAAGUUUUGAAAUUCGUUUGCCGCAACAAAGAACACUUUAGCAACAUGCAUCUUCACGGGUUUUUUUUCCGGAGUGAAUCGGUGUGUAACUUCAAGAAUAAGGCUACUCUAGGUUUUCUAAUAAUACAUUAUUUUGAUGUUUUAUCAUUUUUCCUAUCAUGAAAUCCACUGAUGGAAAAAUAGCAUAAAUUCCUCGUAAUAAAUUAUUCAAAGAUA